AUGGUGCUCAAGUUGUCUUUUGCAUGCUGGGACUACGACCGCAUGAAAGCCAUUGAAGAUGGCCGAGUCCGACCAGAGGGUAUCGAACUCACGUUUCUGAGUUAUCGCGUCGAAGAAACCUUCUUCCGCCAACUUCGAUUCCAAGAAUUCGACCUAUCCGAACUUUCCCUGUCCUCUUACGUUCUUACCUUGAACCAGGACAAUCCACCGUUUAUCGCCCUACCGGUGUUCCCCUCCCGCUUCUUCCGCCAUCAGUCCAUGUACAUCAACUCGAAAGCCGGCAUCAAGAAGCCCGAAGACCUGCGAGGCAAACGAAUAGGCACCCCGGAGUACCAAAUGACCGCGGCGGUCUGGCAACGUGGCAUCCUAGCCGAAGACUUCGGCGUCCCCCUCUCGAGCGUGCACUUCUACACCGGUGCCAUCGAACCUUCGGACAAGCCCCGCCACUCGAAGGUCUCGCACAGCUACCCAGCCGACAUCAACGUGACCGAGAUCCGGCCGGGACAGAACCUGUCGCAGAUGCUCGCGGACGGCGAGCUGGACGCCAUCUUCAGCGCGACAAAGCCUUCCUCAUUCGACACGUCCCCCGAGACGGUAACCCGGCUAUUUGACGACUUCAAAGCCGUCGAAGCCGAGUACUACGCCCGCACCAAGAUAUUUCCAAUCAUGCACGUCGUGGCGCUGAAACGCAGCGUGUACGACGCCAACCCGUGGAUCGCCAAGAGCCUGACCAAGGCGUUUGCCAAAAGUCUGGAGAUGGCAUAUGAGCCAUUAAAGGAGCGGGCCGCGUUGCGGUACAUUCUGCCGUGGUUGGAGGACCACGUCGAGGAGACGAGGAAGCUGAUGGGUGGUGAUGAUCGCUGGUGGAAGGAUGGGUUCGAGGCGAACAAGCACGUGCUGGAGAAGUUCUUGCAGUAUUCUUUUGACCAGGGGUUGGCUAAGAGGAGGUUCAAGCCUGAGGAAUUGUUCGCGCCGAGUGCGCUGGAGGACUUUGUGCUGUAA
Cladophialophora yegresii CBS 114405 is the source of this 1002-nucleotide messenger RNA. Its product is annotated as 4,5-dihydroxyphthalate decarboxylase. The record is from RefSeq and is a predicted model, not a curated record. The coding region runs from base 1 to 1002 and encodes 333 amino acids. NCBI's taxonomy places the organism in Eukaryota, Fungi, Ascomycota, Eurotiomycetes, Chaetothyriales, Herpotrichiellaceae. The transcript has 3 exons.